AUGUCACGCAUUGAAAUUAAACAACUUAAAGGACUUUUAACUCAUAGAACAAUUGUAAACAACAGUUUCUUUUCAACUAGUGAUGAUCGUUCCGUGGCAUUAUUCUUUCUAAAUCAAGAGUCAAAACUUGAAGAUGAAUUUCAAAGCGUUUUAUUUGAAGUUGAAAUGGAUAUGCGAGAGAUGUCACGUCCAUAUGAAUGCAUUUCAGAUUUAAGCAUUAUGCCAGAUGAACGUGAAGUUUUAUUGAUGAUUGGAAUACAAUUUUUAGUACAGAAAAGUGAUUUAUUGUACGAUGAAAAUGAAAAGCACUAG
Messenger RNA from Didymodactylos carnosus, 312 nucleotides. The record is from the annotation of a GenBank genome assembly. NCBI's taxonomy places the organism in Eukaryota, Metazoa, Rotifera, Eurotatoria, Philodinida, Philodinidae.